AUAUUAUAUUACAAAUAUACAAUAAAAAUAUACAAUCCGUGAUGCUCUCAGAAUGACACUAUAGCUUAAAGAUGUAGGAAUAGAAUUUAAAUAGAAUGUAGAAUGCAAUUUGUCCGAGUAGCAAUAGGCUUCUCACUUAUGUAGCAUUCUUUGUUAGAGAACUUGUGAGUUAUGUGCAACGAUUCUGCUAACACUUUUUACUGCAAUUGUUUUCGAUGCUGGCAAUUAAUAUACGUUGCGUCCGACAAUUCCUCGUUGGGGAAUCCUAAUCCUCCGUAAAUUCCUGACAUAGUCAGACAUUUCCACGAGCUUUGAGCGAGAGAGUUAGUCACGAUAUAAUCCUGUCCGACUUGGACAGGAAAUACAAUGGUGGGGUGUCGGUUCUCGUGUCUUAAAAGUCUGUAUGAGCUAUAUGAAAAAGUCAGUAUUCAAUUAAUCCUCGCAAUCGGUACUUCGAUAAAUAUGUUAUUAUUAGAUUAAUGUUUAUCGCUGUCGCGUCAAUCGGCAUUGAUGACAAAAUACUGAAAAACGAUUGCUGAUAUUGAAAAAGAUAUUAUUAUUAACAUUCGAUUAACAUCAUUAUAGAAAUAUUUGUAAAUUAAUUCACUUUAUUAUUGUGGAAGAAGUUUUACCUUUUACAUAAAAAUUGACUCCAAACCUAUAAUAAUAUUACAUUUUGAAAUUAACUGCUCGCAACAUGGUAUCACCUGGUAUUUUUGCCAAUACUUUGUCGAUUCUUUUAAUUAUCUGUUUAAAUGCAAUUGUGAUUGCGAAUUGUGCCAAGCCAGAUCUUAAAUUAGUUAAUGUGGUAUUCAGACACGGCGAUCGGACGCCUAACAGUGAUCGCGAAAUGUUUCCCAACGAUCCACAUCUGAAUUAUUCCUUCUAUCCGACUGGUCUUGGACAACUGACUCUCAAUGGCAAGAAACGCGAAUACAAAUUGGGACAAGUCUUGCGCAAGAGAUACAACACCUUUCUCGGUAGUUUAUACAGACCGAGAAUCGUCGUAGCUCGCAGUUCGGAUUUUGAUAGAACGAAGAUGUCUCUGCAACUUGUCCUCGCUGCUUUGUUCCCGCCGAAAGGUAUUCAACAAUGGGAUCGUCUUUUAAAUUGGCAACCCAUACCGACGUCAUACAUACCACGUGUCGACGAUAAUCUCUUUCUGACUGACGAAUGUCCACAAUACCUGAAUGAAUACAAUCGAGUAUUGAACUUGCCUCAAAUAAAAGCUAAAAUCAAUGGAUUCAGCGACUUCAUGAGUGAUUUAACGAGGCUGACCGGUAAAAAGAUUGAGACAACCUUAGAUAUGUUUCUCCUGUAUCAUACUUUCGUAGCGGAAUCGUCGUUGGGUUUAAGUCUGCCCAAAUGGGCGUACGAUUACUUCCCUCAUGGUCGAUUGUUGGAUGGAGUCGUGGCCGAAUAUGAUAUCACCAAUUUUACGCCCUUAUUAAGAAGGCUGUAUGCUGGCCCGAUGAUUCGCUCUAUGACAGACAAUAUGAUAGCUGCACAAAAUCUAAAUGCGCCAGACGCGAAGAUCUAUCUGUAUAGUGGUCACGAAACCAACAUCGCAUCGUUGUUGCAUGCGUUUAACGUAUACGUACAGGAACCACAUGUUCCUGAAUAUUCUAGUGCCAUUAUUUUGGAAUUAUAUCAGAUCGAUGAAGAGCAUUACGUGAAGCUUUUAUAUUAUCGAGGCAUUCCACCGAUUAUCAAGGAGCUCAGAAUCCCGGGUUGCGAAGUGUUCUGUCCUUUCGAGAAAUACUUGGAUUUGAUUGAAAAACUGAUUCCGUCCGAUAACGAGAUGGUUUGCGACAAAAGACAAACGCCGGAUUUCGUCGGCGUAGAAUAUCCUGCUGGCCUGCAAAAAACGAUGUAUAAUUUAAUAAAAAUGUCAACGAGCAACAAGGAUAGGUUGCAAUUACAUUACAUUAUCACCUUAGGAACCGCCAACAUGUUCUUAUUUCGCGUUCUUGACAGUUAUCUGUCAAUUCUUUUAGUUAUCAGUUUAAAUGGAAUUUUAGUUCUAGCUGUAGAACCUGAACUAAAAUUAGUGAAUGUGGUAUUUAGACAUGGGGAUCGAACACCUGAUAAUAAUGGUCAUGAGCUGUAUCCUACCGAUCCGUAUCUCAAUUAUUCUUUUUAUCCAACGGGACUUGGACAGUUGACUCUCGCCGGUAAGAUGCGCGAAUAUACAUUGGGACAAGUCCUACGCGAUAGAUAUAACAAAUUUCUGGGCGAUGUAUACGUGCCAAACGAAGCCUUAGGUCACAGUUCAAAUUACGAUAGAACGAAGAUGUCUCUACAACUUGUUCUCGCCGGUUUGUUCCCGCCAGUCGACAAGUUACAGCGAUGGAAUCCUAAUUUAAACUGGCAACCAAUUCCAGCUACGUAUGUGCCACGUGUCGAUGACAAUUUUUUCUUAGCCGAUGAAUGCCCACAAUAUCUGAAUGAGUAUAAUCGAGUAUUAAAUAUGCCUGAAACGAAAGCUGUAAUGAAUCGAUAUGCGGAAAUGAAAAGCAAUUUGACAAAACUUACCGGUCGAAACGUCGAAACAUUUUUGAAUAUGUAUUAUCUGUAUCACACUUUAAUGGCGGAAAAGUCUCUGGGUUUAAAACUUCCCGAAUGGACACGCGAUUACUUUCCCGACGGUCUAUUAUUUAAUGCAACCGUAGCAGCGUACAACGUCGCCAGUGCUACUCCUUUAUUAAAAAGAUUAUAUUCCGGGCCAAUAAUUCGUACCUUCCUGGAUAACAUGAUGGCUACGCAAAAUCGUCUCAAGCCGACGAAGAUAUAUUUAUAUGGUGGCCACGAAACCAAUGUCGCGGCGCUGUUACACGCCUUCGACGUAUAUAAGCCACAUGUACCUCACUAUUCUAGCGCAGUCAUUUUAGAAUUGCUGCAACAAGAUAAGCAAUAUUACGUGAAGCUUCUACAUUAUCUGGGUAUUCCGCCAGUCGUUGAAGAGCUUAAAAUGCCAAAUUGCGAAAUACUGUGUCCCUUUAAUAAGUUUAUGGAUAUAAUUCAAGUUUUACUCCCGUCCGACGAGGAAUUGGCCUGCGACAAGAGGCAAACUCCUGAUUACGCCGGCACGAAAUAUCCCUCAGCUUUGCAAACUAUGAUACAGAAUUUACUUAAACAAUCAGCAAGUGGCAAUAAUAGACGACGAUAAUGAUGACUAAAAAAAUGCAUAUAUUUAUUGUGAAUGUGUACUAUAAAAAAAAAUUGUAAUUGGAGCCAAUAUAAUUCAAUCUCGAUAUAG
Molecule: messenger RNA, 3259 nt
Organism: Ooceraea biroi (clonal raider ant)
Lineage: Eukaryota; Metazoa; Arthropoda; Insecta; Hymenoptera; Formicidae
Biological process (GO): dephosphorylation
Molecular function (GO): phosphatase activity
Source: RefSeq, a predicted model, not a curated record